Messenger RNA from Mytilinidion resinicola, 969 nucleotides. RefSeq lists its product as uncharacterized. NCBI's taxonomy places the organism in Eukaryota, Fungi, Ascomycota, Dothideomycetes, Mytilinidiales, Mytilinidiaceae. Bases 87 to 710 code for a protein of 207 amino acids. The transcript is spliced from 2 exons. The record is from RefSeq and is a predicted model, not a curated record.
CUCAACCUCUUCUCCAAACUUUAACCGCAUAUAAUCAUUUCGCUCUCAUUGAUGCGCUGAUUAGUCCUCUAAGCGGUAAUUACACGAUGUUAUCGUCAGGCGAGUUUACAAAAGGAGCAGAUGAUCUUAUUAUAUGUGGGCCCACAGGUGGGGCUCUCGUCGCCGAUACAUGUCUCAAUACCCAAAGAGACAAUUUUUCGAGGGGUGCAGCUGAUGGUCCGAGUUUUGCUAUUUCCCAGGACAUUCUUAAUGACGCCCUUUUUAAUCUCAUCAUGAGUGCUGCUCUUCAACUCGGUUUCUGGAAUACCACUGUUCCCGUCGACACCACCUCCACACACCAAGCGUACUCUUUCGCCUCGCAUCGGACGCUAAUACUUCCUUACCUUACAUGUCUCCUUCUAUCGAUUCCCUUCCUCUAUUUCGGAUUGAACAGCGUACGUCUGAACGGCGUAUCAGCAACGCAAGGCGGCUUCGUCCAGAUCCUGAUGACCACUACUGGGAGUAAGACUCUCGAACAAGCAGCGGCAGCCGGCUGCCUUGGGGGAGACGAGAAUGUUCCCGAGUAUCUUAAAACGAUGAGGAUCCGUUUUGGGGAAUUGGUGUGGAGUGAAACCGACAGAGAUGGUGAUGGAGGAGCGGUGAGAAGGGCGGGCUUUGGAACAGAUGAUGAGGUUGUGCCGCUUAGGCGCGAUGUCGUCUACGGAGUGUAGUCAUUCAGCGGCGUUCAGAAAAUUUGAUGACCUGGUUGGUUUGGUCGCCUUUGUAGGAGCGGUCGACGAUCAUAUAUACGCCUGUCAAUGUCGUAGACAUUGAGCAGCUUUUAGUAACUAAAUGGCAAUCUGAUUAGUGUAAUAAGGCUAUCAUGGCUUGGAGCUAGGCCUAGUGGAGGAGGGUAAUACGUAAUAAACUGGAGGGUGAUACGGAUAUGUAAGUAGGGUAAUGAGUAAGGUCCUUCAUAUGCUACGAGAG